UAAAAACAAAAUGGCUGCCUUCCGCUGCAGAGCAUAUUUUACCCGCUUCGUAGCAUUUUAAUUAAUAUGCUGUCGUGUGUUUACCCGAUAUAGCUUAAUUUGUUUCGGGAUAAGUAGCAAACAUGUUUAAAAAAGCAAAGAGAUCUAAUUUAAGACGGAGAAAUGAGUCGGACGAGGACGAGAAAGAAGAAAGUCAGCCGCCAUGCGGGCCUUUCGCCGAGGAUAUCCCGGUGCUCGAUGCCGCCAACGCAGACACCUUGUCCGGGGUUAACGUGGACCUGCACCACGGCAACGGGUUUCAGUCAAAGGCCGUAAAGAAGGAAAAGAAAAUUCGGGAUGUAGGGGGACCCCCGAAAGCCAGUUUGCUGAGCUUUGACGACGACGAAGACGAGGCCGAGGUGUUCAGAGUAAAGAAGUCCAACCACAGCAAGAAGAUCGUGAAACAACUGAAGAAAGAAUACAAGGAGGAUCUGGAGAAGGUGUGCUAUGUUAAACAAGAGCCCAACACCGACGUGUGGCCCCAGCCCCUGGCCUCCAUUAAAGAGGAGCCUGCCAGCAGGGCAGGCAGUGAGCAAGGAGAGGAGGAGAUGGAAGUGGACAGUACUGAUGAACAGGAGCCUAAGACACAAAGCCAGAGCCUCGCCUCCAAGACUCCCACGACAACUGCAGCCGGAGCCUUCUCAAACACCAGCACCUUGUCCACGCUCAGCACCCUGCGUCCAGGUGAGAUCCCGGACGCUGCCUUCAUCCACGCGGCAAGGAAGCGUCGUCAGAUGGCGAGGGAGCUAGGCGGCGACGCCCCCCUGGUGGAGACGGACACGCCCAAGAAGCGUCUGGUCCGAGAGGAGGAAGAGGAGGGAGACGGGAGCGACGACGAAGACGAAGACGAGAAGAGGAUCAGCUUCAGUGGAGUCAAGAACAAGAGCCAGAGGACCAGGAUAGCAGAGGAGAUAGGUAUAGAGGGUAGUGAUGACGAGGCGUUGGAUACUGGAGGUCAGGAUGAGGAGGUGUCACGCUGGGAACAGGAGCAGAUACGCAAAGGGAUCAGCAUCCCCCAGGUCCAGUCCUGCCAGCCAGACGACAACGGUAGCGUGUACUACCACAGCAGCAGCUACGACCCCCAGCAGCCCUACAGCUCUACCUACAGCCUGCCCUACUCCUACAGCAGCAAGCCUGAGGGUUGCACACUGGUCUACAGUGUCCCUGGCGGUGACCUCUCACCUGUCACUACUGACCUGGUCAAGACACGCCUCAGAGACAGGCUGAGCCAGAUGCGUGUGGGGCAUGAUGCUAAUGCUAAGCGCUACGAUCAGAUCCAGGAAGAGCUCGAGGCAGCUCAGAACACCAUUUGCAGGCUCGAGGGUUCAUCCAAUGACGACGCAGAACAGUAUAAAUUCUUGCAAGAGAUGCGAGGGUAUGUUCGAGACUUGCUUGAGUGUUUCGGUGAAAAGGUUCCCACCGUGGCGGAGCUGGAGGGCAACAUGCACCAGUUACUAAGGCAACGGGCCUGUCGGCUGGUCCAGCGGCGCCAGGAUGAUAUUAAAGAUGAAUCGGCGGAGUUUGCCAGCCUUUCAAGUAAGGCUGUGAUGGCUCCUAACCUCAUGUCUGUUGACUCGUUUGGGAGAGACAGGACAGUCUAUCAGGAGCACGCCAGACAGAGAAGGAUCGCUGAACGGGAAGCCAGACGAACGCGGCGGCGGCAGGCGCGGGAGCAGAACGGGAAAAGGGCGGAGCAUCUAGAGGGGUUGUCCUCCGACGAUGAGGAGACAUCGACUGACCUCACAUCGUACUGUCUGGAGAGAGAUCGUAUAGUGCGUGAGAGUAAGAAGGUGUUUGAAGAUGUGCUGGAGGACUUCCAUUCUCUGGACAGUAUCAAGAGUCGUUUUGAGGUGUGGAGACAUCUCUACUUCACCUGCUACAGAGACGCUUACAUAGGACUGUGUCUGCCCAAAUUAUUCAACCCCCUGGUACGACUACAGCUCAUCACAUGGAGCCCUCUACAGGAGAAGUGUGCUAACUUCGAGUACAUGUUGUGGUUUGAGUCGUUGUUGUUCUAUGGCUGUGAGGAGCAGAGUGGGAUGAAGAAAGGAGACGUGGACAUCAACCUACUGCCGGCUAUAGUGGAGAGAGUUAUACUGCCAAAACUAGCAGUUCUAGCUGAGCAGGUGUGGGAUCCUCUGUCCUGUAGUCAGACAACCAGACUGGUGAGCUUCGUGACCAGACUCCUCAGAGGAUACCCUACUGUUCUGAAUGGAGACAACAGGAACACACAGGAGUUUCUGAAGACCAUCGUAUUGAGAACCAGAAGGACUCUGGAUGAUGAUGUGUUCUUACCUCUUUACCCCAAGAACGUGUUGGAGAAUAAGAACAGUGGUCCCUACCUCUUCUUCCAGAGGCAGUUCUGGUCCUGUGUCAAGUUGCUAGGUAACAUCCUCCAGUGGAGUGGUGUAUUGUCUGGUUCCACGGUGAGGGAGUUGGCUCUGGACUCCACCCUGAACAGAUACAUCCUGUCAGCCCUACAGAACGCUGAGGCUGGGGAAGACAGCGUACUGAAGAGUCAGAGGGUGGUGGAGUGUUUCCCAGCCCAGUGGUUUGUAGGGUUGAAAGGUCAGCAGACCCUGCCUCAGCUGGAGCCCUUCUGUCGUUACCUCACCCACCUGGCCUCUGCUCUGCUGAGAGGUUCUCUGGGGGGGUCCGACAUCGACAAGAGGAACGCCAAGGAGCAGAUCAAGGAGGUGGUGAAGCUCUUAGCUCGGCUCAACGCUCUGGAUCACCUCAUCACCGUGGCAACGGAACACGGCAUCAAGGACAUCACACCUCUACUGGACUCCAAGUGACAUCACUGCACCGCUGUGUGUGUGUGUGUGUGAGGACAUCUGAACCCUGUUGUUGGGUCAAACUGCAAGGUUUAUCAUAAUGGACUUUAGUGUGUGUCUGAGAGGUGUGUGUCUGAGAGUGAGAGGUGUGUGUGUGUGUGUGAGGACAUCUGAACCCUGUUGUUGGGUCAAACUGCAAGGUUUAUCAUAAUGGACUUUAAGUGUGUGUCUGAGAGUGAGAGUUGCAGGUGUGUCUGAGAGUGAGAGUUGGAGGUGUGUGUGUGUCUGAGAGUGAGAGUUGGAGGUGUGUGUGUGUCUGAGAGUGAGAGUUGGAGGUGUGUGUGUGUCUGAGAGUGAGAGUUGCAGGUGUGUGUGUAUAUAUUGUGAAUAUUGUAUAUGUGUGAAAAUGUGUCGGGAGGACUAGGAGACUAAGAGCAGGUCUGUUAGAUCAGGAGGACUACAGAUCAGGAGGACUACAGAUCAGGAGGACUACAGAUCAUCCCACACUUCCUCAUCUGGAACUGCUCUACAGAGGAAUUCUGGGAGAUGUAGUUUCUCUCUACAGUCCCCAGAUGGGAGUAUUGCUACUUUCUACACCAGAACUAAUUUAACCAUAAACCAACACCUUCCCUCGUCACCUGAACUGAAAACUUCUAACAUGGUGUUUUGUCUCAUAGCAUGACCCCUCCCCUCUCGCUCUCUCUCCCGUCCUCCUCAUGACGAUCAGAUUAAUCCGCACGAAGAAGACGACUUUAUUGUCCGACGUAGACGAAUGUCCAACGGACACUUGUCUUUAAAUUUAAACUGUCGCCUGCUCUUCUCGUGUUUUACCCCCUGUGCCAUGAUUUCUCUGCUUCACUGAUCCCAGAUCAGCUUAUUGGUUGUCGCCCUAAUUUGAAAGGGUUGAAUGUAACUGAUCCUAGAUCAGUAUCUAGAGUCAACUUCAUUCUGUUGACUGGUGGUGUCACACGAGCCGUUCUCCACCACGACCCUCUGAUUGGAUGAGGAUGUCCCUCUGAUUGGAUGGGGAGGAAGGGUUUUCUAUUUUCAUUUGGCUGAUUUCUGUGUAAAAUGUUUUUUUUUGUUUUGAAUAAAAAAAUAGCUUUGGAAUAA
This is a messenger RNA of Oncorhynchus nerka (sockeye salmon), 3929 nucleotides long. RefSeq names its product PAX3 and PAX7 binding protein 1 (gene paxbp1). Gene Ontology annotation, biological process: positive regulation of transcription by RNA polymerase II; mRNA splicing, via spliceosome; spliceosomal complex disassembly. Gene Ontology annotation, molecular function: DNA binding. Gene Ontology annotation, cellular component: nucleus; U2-type post-mRNA release spliceosomal complex. The record is from RefSeq and is a predicted model, not a curated record. Bases 123 to 2837 code for a protein of 904 amino acids. The transcript has 18 exons. NCBI's taxonomy places the organism in Eukaryota, Metazoa, Chordata, Actinopteri, Salmoniformes, Salmonidae.